Molecule: messenger RNA, 5923 nt
Organism: Stylophora pistillata
Lineage: Eukaryota; Metazoa; Cnidaria; Anthozoa; Scleractinia; Pocilloporidae
Molecular function (GO): protein binding
Source: RefSeq, a predicted model, not a curated record
GCAAUCGUACAACUGAGCACUGACGAUCGGAGAUAAGAUUGAGACAAACUGCAAAAUUUCUUUCGGCGAACAAAGGUUGUGUGAGAACCAGAUACCGGCCAGAAGUGAUGAGAAAUAGUUGAACCAGUUGAGUGCACUGGAAGGAGUAUUGCGAAGGGUUUAGAUAAUUGCCGAUCUACAGCACCAUUUGAGAGAAACUGAAUCAAACUCUGACCAUUUUCAAAUUGCUUUAGCUCACAGGAUUGGAAAUAGCAUCUGCACCAGGAAUGGCGACCUCUUCACCCUCACCACUGGCAAGCUCUGUGGAGAAGACAAACGGAGCCAAGCUCAGCAGACUUCUUAUUGAUGGCGGGACAACGGUUCUGAGGAACGUUUUUGAUCGUUAUCACGCGCCGACAAGCCUUGCUUCUAAUCUCAAUUCUCACUUUAAAACUCUUUGUACUCUUUUGCGAAGAAAUAUCCUAAAAAGGCCGCAAUGGGAAAAACUCUUCCCACCGUCAGGGGCUGCUCCAGACUCCAGAUUAUUUGACAUUACUUUGUUAUUCCUUCUUCUAACUGAGAUUUGUGGUCUAGCCCCUCCAUCCUCGGGGUGGCAUUCUAAGCCACCCUCAAGUGAUAAUUCCUUUGAAGCAAACCUUGUUCGCAUCAAGUUUUACCGCAAUGAGUUGUAUGGUCAUGUCAAAUCUACCAGUGUUGAUGAGUCAACUUUUAACAACCUUUGGCAGGAGAUAAGUUCUGUUCUCGUUGCUCUUGGACUGAAUAAUGCGGAGAUAGAUAGAUUGAAAGAUGAACAAUGUGGAGAGCAAGAGUAUAUUGAUGCACUUCUACACUGGGCCGACAGUGAAGAGGAUGUCAAAUCACAGCUAGGAGACAUCAGACGUAACCAGAUCGAAACCCAAGGGAUCUUGUCAAAGGUAGUUCAGACCCAACACGAUUGCGGCAAAGUGCUUGAGGAAAACAAGUCAAAACUACAUGAACUGGAAGAAAGCCAAGCUAAAACUUGUGAAGUUGUCCAAGAAAGACACGAAACAUUAAAAACAGAUUUUCAAGAAUUCAAGCGGCAGCUGGAGCAGUUAGAAAAAAAGCAACAGAGAGAAAGAUCGGAUGAAAUUCUUAAGAAUCUAAUGAAAGCAGAGUUUAAAGGAGAAAUCGAACAUCAUGCAGAAAAAUUCCAAGAAGGUACACGCGAGUGGAUCUUUAGGCAAGUCGAAGAAUGGCUAGACGAAAGAAAUUGCCCAAACCGAGUAAUGGUUCUCAGUGGAAAUGCUGGAAUGGGAAAGUCCGUGAUAUCUGCCGUCCUUUGCAAACGAAUGCAGGAAAUGGGGCGCCUGUCAGGGAGCCACUUUUGUCAACAUAACAAUGUGCGCUACAGAAAACCUCAACUGAUGCUUCAAUCUUUAGCUUUUCAUUUGACUCAUACUCUACCAGAAUACAAAGAAGCCCUCGUGAACCAGCUAUCAAGAAAUCUGGGGCUGGAGCUCAACACCAUGGGCGUUGAGGAAUUAUUUUCACUGCUUUUCAGAGAGCCUCUAAGUAAUGUCAGUGAUCCCGAAAGCAGCAUCCUGAUUGUAAUAGAUGGUCUGGAUGAAAGUGAAUAUCAGGGACGCAAUGAACUGCUCAAUAUGGUCGCCAAACAGUUUUGUAAGCUGCCAAGAUGGAUUCGUUUUUUUGUUACAACUCGACCUGAGAUAAACAUUUCAGACAGCCUGAAACAUCUAGAGCCCAUCCAGAUUGACGAAAACCAGGAAGAAAACUCAAGAGACAUUAAGCAUUUCUUUCAAAUGAGUCUAGGGUUUCAAAUCGAGGAGGAGCGUAAAGUGGCUUUUUUAAAGAAACUGGUUGAUAAAUCAGAAGGCGUCUUUCUCUAUGCUUAUUUCCUUGUGAAUUUUAUGAAUGAGAACGCUUCUGUUUUAACUCUGGAUCAGCUGGAAAGUAUUUUACCGUUAGGCAUUGCAUCUGUUUAUCUCUCCAAUUUUAAGCGGUUAGAGAAUGACCUUUGUAAAGAGCUAAAGAUAGAAGAGGAGGAAGUCUUGCGAUUUGUGUCUGCAUUAAGUGCUUCCAGAGAACCCCUACCGAUUGAAUUUGCUUCAAGAAUCUUAGUCCCCGGAGACAUUUCUUUGGUUGUUCGGCGACGAGUUGUCAAGGCAAUUGCAUGCGUAUCCAGCCUUCUCCCAGUUCGGGAUGGUCGCCUUCACUUCUUUCACAAGUCGAUAAAGGACUGGUUGACCAGUACACCAGGCUAUGGUGAACAUGAUUUCACUGUGGAUGAGAGGGUAGGUCACGCGAUCCUCUUCCGACUUUGUUCAACUGAGCUGGAGUGUCUCAAGCAAAAAGGGCUUUUUAAUCUUAAAUUUAGCAAAAUGGAGGAGUACGCAUUGCAACAUUGUAUCCAGCACACGAUUGACUCGAAGGAAUUGAGUGAGAUGUCAGCGUCGUGCAAAUUGGAAGAGUUUAUCAAUAGUUACGUUAUUGAUCUUGGGAUCAUUUAUGCCAAAUUUUGUGUCAAUACGGUGACUCCGACCACUGAUCUUUUAGCUGUUAGGAAACACUUUCAAAGAACUGUGCUCGACGAAAGGAGCUGUUUCCUUCUAGAUGCUCUGUGGAAAGUGCUCAAGAAACACCUGUACAUUCUGAAAGACCACCCUCAUCUUUUGUUUCAAUGUAUUGUUAAUGGAGGAUGUCCAAAAGAGCUGACCUCAAGAGCAGAACAGAUUCUUGAAAGUGAGAAAACAAUUCCAUACAUGAAAUUGUUGUUCGAAGAAGAUGAAGAAGAAAGAAGUGAUGCAGAUCAAACCAGAUUUCAGUGUUCCGACAAAGUGGUAUGUUUUGACGUGUCACCUGAAAAGGACUACAUGGUUUGCGAGUGUCGAGACGGAGAAAUUUACUUGUGGAGUCUAGAAACGGGUAAUCUACUGUGGAUUCGCCGCGCUCUGAGAUUAAAAGAUUUUUAUUUUGGUAGGCCUUUUGAUUGUGGUUAUCGUCAGGUCGGAAGAUGUUUAUCUUUCUUCAACUCUGUUGUUUUUCAUCCAAAUGGCUCAUGGAUAUUACCUGGCACCCUGGCAAAUGUAUACGAUCUUAGAGGAGACAAGAUUGAUCUUUUCCCCAACACCAAAUGUACAUUCUCGCAUUGUGUUUUCUCUGAAGACAAGACAAUUAUGGUCACAGAUUGCCCAGAGGAGCCAAAGCAAAUUGCAGUAUGGAGUAUGCAGAAUGGUGACGAAGUAAACCGUAUUGAGUGGACAGAACCCAUUGCAUCUUUCACUAUUUCUCCUGAUGGAAGGCUAAUUGCCAUCUCUAGUUAUGACGGACCUUGUAGCACUGGCUCUAUUUAUAUUAUUGAUGCUGAGAAUCGCCGUCGCUUGGAUUUGAUCAAGCCAUUCAAUGAUUUCGAUGUGUGUGGAUUGAUGCAUUUUACGUCUGAUAGUACCACCCUUGCCUGUGGUCUCAUUUCUUUGAACUCGGCGAUCCUCGAAAUUUCUUGGGAGUUUAUGUUCACUAGAAGACCACGGUUUUACCUUUUGACUUUAACUGGUUUAGUUGAUCAGUCUACUUCAUCAGAAAGUAAUGAAAUUGCAUGUAAAUCGGGAACAUUCGUGUUGUGGCCUACAGAAUCCCAUUUAACGAGGGAAGAUGACUAUCUGGAGCAGAAACUGACUUCUUGCUGGGUACGAGGUUUGCCUAAGGUUUUUCCGUUCCUUCUGACAGGAACGUACAUUAGGCUUACUGAUAACAUAGUUUUGAUUGGAAGCCCAAGUUAUAACUAUCUGGCGACAGUUAACACUAAUGUACUAGAUAAUGCGGCAAUUCCUUGUUCGUACGACGGUGAGCUUAGUGAGUUUGAUUUGUCAAAUCGUGAUGGGAGGGUCAUGAAAGUCGAAAUGUCAGUUGCAGGUGAUGCCAUUUAUUCCAUCAUUUUACCUUAUUGGAAACCCCACCUUACUCAAGUAACUGUGUUCAGAAUGACAAGUUUGAAAAUCCUAGCCAAAAAGAUAUUCCCGCGAAUGGUUUCUCUCAUUCCUAUGAAAGACGGCAUCAUAAUAAGUCUCGAAGAAAGGAAGCCAGAGCUGUGGAACUUUGAGUUGUCUGAGUUCAUUCGUUUUCUUCCAACACUAACAGGCAAUGAAGAGCUUGUUCCCAUCUCACAAGAAGUAGUGGCAUGUCGAAGAAAACAAAAUAUUGUAGCGUUAAACUACUCAUGUCGAUCUUCCAUUGAUAUUUUAGAACUAGACGAUCGCUCAGCAUCUUCCAUACCAUUUCCCUUUUCUCUUUUUGAAAGUAGGACGGACAUUUUUUAUUCGGAAAACAAGGAUUACCAUUGUGAGGUUGGUUUAGAACCGAUGGUUUUGAGAUUUCUGAAUGUGUCCAAUGGAGAACUUGCUUCUUCUUUCACGAUUUUGGGUCCCGGAGAUGCAUAUAUAGAUGCAGUCUCGUUUAACAGCCAGGGCCAGAUUUUAGUCUGUACCUUCGAGACCAUUCCUGCUGAACACACAUUUUGGGAAGACGAGUUGAUCACUGCCACUUUUUGGAACUACGACACUAUCGUGUGGAGGAAAAGCACGGUGUGUCGUGACCAAUUACCACGGCCACAAUUCGUAUUUUCACCAAGAGACGACGUUGUUGCUUCGUGGAACUUUCUUGAGGGGGGUUUUGGCCUACACAUUCUUGACGCAGAUUUUGGAGAAAUAACAAAAACUUUUUUGAAAGACCGCUGUGACAUUGCUGACUCCAAGUUUGUUAACGAGGAAUCUCUACUGGUAUGCUUCGUCCAUGAUACCUUUCUUCGAUUGUUUAAUGUUAGAACAGGGAACCUUGUGAGUGUGCUGGAUCUCGGAGAACGGCCUGUCUGCAUAGGAGCAUGCGUGGAGAGUUCACUCGUAGCCAUUGGUUUGGAGAACAGAAUGAAAUUCCUUCAUUUUAGGUUACCAAAGAGGGAAGUAGCAACAAAGAAGAAAAGUGAGAAAUGUUGAACUAAAACUGUUUUGGCGUAAUUUGUGUUUGCUUUAAUCUAUCAGAGACACCCCUGACAUGCACCACGUUGUACCGACUAGAUAAUAUGUUGGAUGGUUUGAAAGGUUGACCGCAAUAAUGGGGAAACGACAAGUAGUUGUGUUAUCAAUUUUUUGGAGGAAAUUUAUCACAGUUUCUUUGUUGCUUCAGGUACAUCUGACGAAAACAACUGAAUCCGCUACCUUUUGGCAACGUAAGAAUAACUUGAUGAUCCAGUGAUUAUUAAAUACGCUUGUAGUUAUCUCGUAAGAAGAGGAGAAGCACCUAUGGAUUUUACAAUGAAACCUUGGAACCAGUAUCAUAACGAAAAGCACGAAAAACUUCAGUUCUGUUAUCGUCACAGAAAGCGUUUUAUCUUCUGCCGUCGCGGCUACAAAACUCGUUUGAAGAGAAAAACCUGGUACACUAAAUCUACUAUGUAUCCCUAAGGUUGGAAAACCGAUUAUUGUAAACUUUGAAUUUAAAAAAAAUCGUGGAAAGGACAGCGGAACUAAACAGAUUAAUGAGACAUUUUUUAAGCCGAAGAUAACUGAGGAUUUAAACAAAAGUCUCAGAUGAAAUCGUGCAUGAAGGGCUACAUUUUGCAUCCCCAUUCCAAGUGAAGAACCUCGAGGAAAAAGACAAUCAAGUUUACAACCGUAAAAUUCCUUUGUUUCCGCGCAGAAGCUUAGGGCCAGGACGCACUUCAGUCAACAAAGUGGUAAAAAAAUUGCUUGCGCAACAAUAUUCGAAAAUUUUAAACCGUGAAAGGAAGUGCCAAAAUCUGAGAACAUUUUUUAGGGUCGCAGUACCAUUAUACAAAACACUGAUCAGAUUUCAAAUCUCCUGCGUAUGUUUUGACAAAUGUGUAAUAAAUAUGAAUCCCAAUCAGGCCUUUUUAUCACUUUUGCCGUUUUGAUACUAAAAAUUAUCAACA